Molecule: messenger RNA, 1161 nt
Organism: Lodderomyces jiufengensis
Lineage: Eukaryota; Fungi; Ascomycota; Pichiomycetes; Serinales; Debaryomycetaceae
Gene: PGA52
Product: Pga52p
Exons: 1
Coding region: 1-1161 (386 amino acids)
Cellular component (GO): fungal-type cell wall
Source: RefSeq, a predicted model, not a curated record
AUGUUUCAAUCGUUUAAUAUAAUAAUUUUGUUCUUUAUAUCAAUUAUAUCUGCAAAAGAUGCAGUUGAAGUAUUACAAUUCGAAAAUUUCGGUUAUUCUGGAUCAUAUUCAAAAGUUGGUCAAAUAAACAAUAUCUACGAAGAUUCAUGUUCAUGUUCAUUAGAUUCAACUCCAGUAGCAUUUUCAGGUAUAAAUACUCCAUUAAAUGAAGAAGUUAGUGUUCAUUUUAGAGGUCCUUUGGUAUUAAAUAAAUUUGCAUCUUAUGUAUCUGAUGGGUUUAAAUAUGGUGAUGAUAAUUCAGGUAAUUGGAAUAGAUUGAGUUAUUAUGAUGCUGAUGAACAAACAGCUGAUAAUGUUACAUUUUUAACACGUGCUGGUAAAAAUUCUUCAUGUUUAGGUUUAGGUUUAACUUAUGCUGAUAAAGAUGGUAUUUCAAAAGCUAAUUCUUCAACUAUAUUAGCAAAAGAUACUUUAAUUAAUUCAAAUGAUGAAUAUGUUAUUUUUUCAAAUUUAACUUGUCAAUCAUCUGGUUCAAAUAAUGAUUGUGGAGUUUAUAGAACUGACAUACCAGCUUAUAAAGGGUUCGCUGGUGCUGUUAAAAUGUUUUUAUUUGAAUUCCAAAUGCCAAAUGAAACUCAUACCUCCAGUAAAAUUUCAAAUUAUAACAUGCCAGCAAUUUGGUUAUUAAACGCUCAAAUUCCAAGAACUGCUCAAUAUUCAAAUAAUGUAAAUUGUUCAUGUUGGAGAUCAGGUUGUGGAGAAUUUGAUAUUUUUGAAAUUAUGAAUACAACUGAAUAUUUACAUUUAUAUAGUACUGUUCAUGAUUAUCAAGGUACUGAUCAAAUAGAAACUGGAUUAGCUAUAAGUGAUUAUAUUGAAAGAGAUUUGAGUGGUACAAUGGUUGGUGGUGUUGCUUUUGAUUCAAAUGGUGAUGUUACUGUUUGGAUUUCAAAUUCAACUUCUUUUGAUCAAUCAGUUAAUGCAAGUUCUGUGAAUUCUUGGAUUAAAAAUGAUAAAGAUUCUGCUACAACUACUUUAUCUUCAGCUUCUUUAGCAAGUGCAACCGGUGGUAGUAGUUCAAGUAAAAAGGGAGAUGGUAUGAGUUAUAAACCAUCAAUUUUGAUGAAUUUGGUUGCGUUAUUGACAAUGUGGAUUUUAUAG